Molecule: messenger RNA, 651 nt
Organism: Acyrthosiphon pisum (pea aphid)
Lineage: Eukaryota; Metazoa; Arthropoda; Insecta; Hemiptera; Aphididae
Gene: UQCR11
Product: ubiquinol-cytochrome c reductase, complex III subunit XI
Biological process (GO): mitochondrial electron transport, ubiquinol to cytochrome c
Cellular component (GO): mitochondrial inner membrane
Source: RefSeq, marked validated
UUUUUUUAAUCUUUUCCGAAAUUCGACAUUGUCCGAGUAAAACCUAACCCGUCGAACAUUAAAAAUUAAAAUAGGUAUCUGUUAAUUUAUUUAAAUCUUUGCAGAUUCGCCAUUUCAACCGUUCAACAUGAGUCUUGUAUCGAAAUUAAUUGGUAAACGGUACAUCACUCAGGCAAUCCAAUAUGUUCCUAGUGCAGGUUUUUAUGGCGCUACAGGAUUCACCCUCUUGUGUUACUUUACUGACUGGAAAUUGGUAUUGCAAUACGUGCCAUACUACAAUACAAAAUUUCCCAAGGAAGUGGCAGAAGAAUAAUCCAAUAAGCAAUAUGUAAAAAAUUAUAGUGUUCUUAAUAUCUGUUAAAAUAAAAACAGUACCCUUGAUAAAUAUGUACCUAAGUGGAUGUUUUUUUUUUUGUGAUUGAUGUACUAUUAUUUUAAGAAUUAUUGAUUAAAAUACAAAUUAUCAUUAGCCAGUAGCCUUUAAUUUAUUUGCUUGCUUUGUAGUAAAACAAUGUAAUUUGUUAUAAAUUAUAAUUCUUAAACUACUAGUUAUGAAGUAUAAAGUAUAUAUAACCGGAUUGUUGAAAAGCCUAUAUUAUAUUUCGUUUAAAACCACUAGUUUUGUACUAUUCAAUAUUUCAAUAUUUUUUU